Phycodurus eques (leafy seadragon) is the source of this 6539-nucleotide messenger RNA. It is a transcript of the gene nisch, whose product is annotated as nischarin. Gene Ontology annotation, cellular component: cytoplasm. The transcript has 26 exons. Bases 327 to 4745 code for a protein of 1472 amino acids. The record is from RefSeq and is a predicted model, not a curated record. NCBI's taxonomy places the organism in Eukaryota, Metazoa, Chordata, Actinopteri, Syngnathiformes, Syngnathidae. Gene Ontology annotation, molecular function: phosphatidylinositol binding; protein kinase binding.
ACGUUUGUUCGCGUGUUUGCGUUUACGGUGGUGAACGCGAUGCCACCCGCGAACACACUCAAAAUGGUUCAGUCCGUCCCUGCCACUGGAUGAAACUUGAUCCCAUUCUGUCAUUGGAGCCCCGCCCACAUCCGAUGAUUGACACCAGCAGCAGUCGCUGGACAGUGGACACAACAUUAGCCUAUCACAUUGGAGCAACAGAAGAAGACAGCCGCUUGGCGUGACAACAAAUUUAAUGGCGGCUGACGGUGAACGCAGGGACGCCGUGAAAAGUCGCUGUAAAUGACACUUUAGCCCCUGACAGAGCAGAACGCUCCGACACGACCAUGGAUUCUGUCCCGUUCGCGGACGAGCUCUCGGAGAGAAAAGUGUCUGUUGUCAGCUCGGAGUUGGUGGAAAACUACACGGUGUACAUCAUCGAGGUGGUGGAUGGGGAGCACAAGUGGACGGUGAAGCAUCGCUACAGCGACUUUCACGACCUCCAUGAGAAGUUGGUGGUGGAGAACAAAGUGGACCGGCGUCUGCUCCCGCCCAAGAAGAUGCUGGGCAAGAACUCCAAGAGCCUGGUGGAGCGUCGGCAGAAGGAGCUGGAGCUCUACCUGCAGCUGCUGCUCCGCCAGUUCCCGGGAGCCACGCCUACUCCCCUCGCCGCCUUCCUAUUCUUCAACCGCUACGAGAGCAAUGGUAUCACGGCUGCGCUAGCUGAGGAGUUGUUUCAUAAAGGUGAACAGCUGCUGGCCGCCGGCGAGGUGUUCUCCCUGCGUCCGCUGCAGCUCCACGCCGUCACCCAGCAGCUGCGUCUGGCCAAGCCCACGUGCUGCAACGGCGACGCCAAGACCGACCUGGGACACAUCCUGGACUUCACCUGCAGGCUGCGCUACCUCAAGAUCUGUGGCACCAAAGGUCCAGUAGGAAGCAGUAACAUCCUCGAGGCCAAUCUGCCUUUUGAUCUGUCUUUCUUCAAGUCGCUGCUUCAGAUUGAGAUCAGCGAGUGCGCAGCUCAGCAAAUGGGAGGUUUGUCGUCUCUGAGGUCAAGCGUGGUCACGCUGAACAUCCGCCACUCCACCGACAGCAUGAUGCUCAUCCUCGUCCCGGAAGCCAGCGAGUUCCCUCAGUGGGAAGCCGAGGGCUCGGACUCCGGAUUUCCCGUGACCGCCGUGGUGCCGGUGUGGCGAAACCUGACCACGUUGGACAUGAGCCACAACGGCAUCGGCGCCAUCGACGGCUCAGUGAAGCUGAUCCGGAAGGUGGAGUUUCUCGAUCUGAGCCACAACCAGCUUUCCUCGGUGGAAAACCUUCAGCACCUGUACAAUCUGGUCCACGUGGAUUUGUCCUACAACAAGAUUUGCGUCCUGGAGGCGGCUCACACGCGCCUGGGCAACAUCAAGACGCUCGGCCUGGCCGGCAACCAGCUGGAGCGACUCACGGGCCUCGGCAAGCUCUACUCCCUGGUCCACCUGGACCUCAGCCACAACCAGCUGGCCCAGUUGGAGGAGAUCAAAAACAUCGGCUCGCUGCCGUGCCUGGAGAAACUCAACCUGUCCUCCAACCCCAUGUGCAUCAUCCCCGACUACAGAACCAAAGUCCUGGCCCAGUUUGGAGACCGAGCAGCGGAGGUGUGUUUGGAUGGUCAGCUGACCACAGAAAAGGAGUUGGACACGGUGGAAGUGUUGAAAGCCAUUCAGAAAGCCAAAGAAGUCAAAGACCGCAUGAGCAGCAGCGACAAGAAGAUCAGUGAGGAGACCGGGCUGUCUGCCGCUGCACCUCCUCGCCACUCUCCUCUUUCCUCCUCCCUCUCUUCCUCAGCCCCCUCCUCUUCCUCUUGCUGCGCCUCCGUUGUCGCCCCUCAUUCUCUCACCCCCUGCCCCUCCUCCUCCGCGCCCUCCUCUUCCUGUCAGGCCCGGCAGGCUUCCUGCGCCAGCCAAGAAAUGACCAGCCGAGAAGAAGCCGCCGUUCCGCCUAUUGGACUACCUUUCGCAACUUCCUCCACUGCACGCCUCGUUCCUGCUGACACCAUCCAGGUUCGAGACCCUGCUGUCCAUCUGUCUGAACGUGAAAACAGCGCCCCUGCGAGCACAACUCCCUGGUCGGCAGCUAAAGCUAAUCAAGCUCCCUUUUCCCCUUUCAUGGAAAAACGUCAAUUCUGUUGCUCUUGCAGUUGCCGGCGCUCCUCUUCCAGUCUGCCUGACGCUACCUGCUCCAGCUGCAGCGCCACCUGGUGUCCUCUGCUGGCUCCUCACCUCCUCUCCCUCACCUCCAGCAACCAGCUCUUCACGGGCCUGCUAUGCGAGCACCUCCACGCUGCUCUAAAGGAGCGACGCGAAAGGAAGUUGGAAGCUGACAAAAAGGAGCAGGAGGAGGAAGGGUGCACAUCUCGAGAGGUUUCAUCCCACAUAGAGGGCACUGAAGUGGGCUGUCUGGUCUCCAGGGACGGCUACUUUGAGAUGGGACUAGAUGAUUCUGUUCAGGACUCGUCGCUCGCUCCUCUUCCUGCUGGAAACGCUGUUCCUUCCUCGGACCUGUGCGAUGAGGAGGGGCCGGAAGAGAACGUCAACAAUGUGCUUUGGUGCUAUUGUGUCAAGGUGGACGAGGAGCAGGUGGCGCAGAGGGUUGUGUGCGUGGUGCUGAUGGACAGUCUUUUGUGCUUGCUACGCUUAUCAGACGACAAUCUUGAUGCGGACAAAGACCGCAGUCCAUCCGCAGAGGUCGUUCUGUCCGGCCUUGAGGUGGACCUUCUGCUGCCUUUCUCCCAGCUGCUGCUCUCUCCGCACGCUGAGCUUCCUGCUUCCUGUCUGGGCUUCGGGCUCCAGAACGGCACCGCCCGCUAUUACCUCUUCUCAGAAGCCAAGGAGCUCCAGAGAACCGGGGCCGAGUUGAAAAGACUGAUGCAGGUCACAGAGGUCGCAGAGACUCUUCAGAUCCUUCCCCGCUCCCUCCUGAACUCCUGGGAGCUGGAGGAGUGUCAGGGUGCCCAGGGAGGCUACCUAACCCUCCUCCUGCCCUCCUUUCCCUCCUCCACCUCACACCAACUCCUUUCGGACAAUUUACCCAACAUGGAGGAGCUCUUGUCUCUCCUCUUCCUCACCCACCGACACCUCUGGGUGCUAAAGAUGGAGAUCAGAGAUCUCGCCGAGAGAGAGAGGAGUGGCACCGGCCUUCUUCGGGACUGGUGCAGGCUGGUCCGCGUAGGCCUCGGCUCGGUGGUCCUUCACCCCAACCAGAAAUCUCCAAAGGCUGGGAAGACGACUGUUGGAAAAUCCUGCCUGCACCCUAAACACCACCACAGGUUGAACCACACAGUGGAGCUGCUGCUGGGUGGAGGGAGACAGCUGCUGCUCUUCCCGCUGGCCCAGGACAAGAGCUCUUUCUUGGGGGAGCUGAGCCGGCGGAGAGUGGCCCUGGAGGGGCUGAAGACGGUGGCGCUGCCUCUCCCGUGCAGAUGCUGGCCGCACCAAGAAGAAGCCACAAAAGGUCACAAUAGAAAUGCUGACCAGUGCUGUUGUACCAGUAGCAGAAGAUCCCAUAGCACCAGCAGCUCGUCUCGUCUCCGACUGGAAGAGAACCAGCCAUCCCCCCACCUCGCCCCGGGUCUCUCCCCAGGGCUGAAGUUCCUGGCUGGGCUUGAUGGGGAGCAGCUGCUAACAUGCUUCCACAGACAUAUUGCGCCGUCUGAGGUGGAGGAGUUGCGACAGAUCUUGUGGCUGUCUGCGGUGCUCUACACUGCGCCAGAGGCAGAAUUGGCCUGCUGCCUCUUGCUCUCCACCGACGCCGUCUACUUCUUGUUGGAAGAUUCUGCCGCCGCACGCCAAUGCCUCCCAGAAACGGACGUGAGCACUUCUCCAGACCCAAACGUGUGGCUUUGCUGCUGCCUGACCAUCAGACUCGCCGAUCUGCUCUCUGUCAACGUGGGAUUGUUCGAUCAAUACUUCCGGCUUGUAGGCCGCUCGGCCGAACACAUCGUGUGUUGCCUGAGCAGGGACAGUUAUGGCACGGGGGUCUUCCUGCAGGAGCUGAUGUCCGCGCUCAGUCUUCAGCAGAAGAUUCCUGUUCCGGAGCCCUCGGAGCAGGACUUCUACUCGCAGUUUGCCAACACCAGCACAGGCAAGAUGCAGAACUACGAGCUGGUCCACAGCAGCAGGGUGAAGUUCGUCUAUCCAAGCGAGGAGGAGAUGGGCGACCUGACCUUCAUCGUGGCUGAGAGGAAGACGCCCGCCAGUGCUUCACCCUCGUCGUCGCGUUCAUUCAACGUGCUGCUGUAUCUGCUGGUGUUUCAGGUUCAGAUUGCCGACGGGCAGGCCUCUGACAGAUCUCCCGUCCUUCAGCCCCGCACGUUGAUUCUGACCAGCACGGACGUCUUCCUGUUGGACGAAGACUACGUCAGCUAUCCUCUUCCGGACUUCGCCAAGGAGCCGCCGUCCAGGGAACGUUACCGGCUGCGCGAAGCCCGGCGGAUCCGCGACUUGGACCGCGUUCUGCUCGGCUACCAGACGUACCCCCAGGCCUUGACGCUGGUGUUCGACGACUUGCCGGGCCCGGACCUGCUGUGCCGCCUCACCUUGGACCACUUUGGCGCGGAGGGCGAAGAGGCUCCCCCGCCUCCGCCUCGGUGCGGGCGGGCCGAGGGCGAGGUGCAGUGGUGCGUCUUCGUGCCGGGAGCCGACAGCCGCGAGAGACUCAUCUCCCUGCUGGCUCGCCAGUGGGAGGCGCUGUGCAGCCGAGAGCUUCCCGUGGAGCUCACCGGCUGAUCGGAGUGCGAAGAACGACUGCAAAGGGAACGGCGCCACCUCGAGGCGGAGGCUUAGAAAGGAGCCGACCGCUGCGGACGGCACUGAGAGGGGAGGCUGUUGCCGGGGAGAUUAGGGGCUGGGAAUCUGUAGCCCCUUUCACAUGACUGCCUUCACAGAAAAUUGGCUCAUUCAUGAUGUUAAAAAAAGCAUUAUUCUACAAACAGUGUUUUUUUGUUGUUGUUUUGCCGAUAAAAAUGUUCUGCCAGGUUGGUUAAAGUCUUAGGUUCGCUUCGCAUCGCAUCAGGCACUAUUAAGAAUUGCACCCUGUGAGCCCCAAUCAACUUUUCCAUACAUUUUCUACCUUUUUAUUUUGUCGUCCACGUCCUGUUUGCUGCCUCACACUUGCUUUGUCUUUCAGUGAGAGGGAGAGAAAGUUCUAGAAGGGAAAUGUUGCACAACUCAUCAAAUGGACACUGUGGGAGGAAAAAAAAUGGCGUGCUGUCACUUUUAAGACCUUGCUUCCACCACUUGGACCUUUCGGUGAGUGAAAGACUCCCAGACGAGCACAAUUCAGUGCACUUAGAUUCACUGCUCACAAUAUUCCUAACUUUUUUGUGAGUAGUGUGUAAUUGUAUAUAGGCUACAUGUGUUCAUGAAGUGAGAGAGACAGAGACCUUCAGCGGGGGGGGGGGGGCUCUCCACGCGACUUGAUUUUAAUCCUUUAUCAUCGGGAACAUUUUAUUAUUUGCGCUGAAUGCUGUUGUUCAGACAGAAAAUGGACAGGUUGCAGAAAGCUGACCAGUUUACAUUUGAACCAAGUUGUAACCAAAAACAAACAAAAAAAGACUUUUAUACUGUGGAAUAGUUAGGCUUCCAACCACUAUAUGCACAAACACAAAAACACCCACUAAGCGUUUUAGUUCUUUGCACUUUUGGAGAGUUCCUGGACAAAAUAAAGAAGCUUUUUAUUGGUGUAAUGAUAGGCACUGGCCACAUUAUUAGAUACACACUCAUGAAAUCUGCCUUUAUGACGACAGUAAGGCUUACUUUUAAUUAGUACUCCAAGCGAGACCCCUGAGAAUGACUGUACCUAAUGAAGUGUCCAGUGGUUGUUGAUGGUCUGGAUUCUUAUUUCUUAUUUACAACAUGAAUGUAUAUUGUUUAUUAUUAUCAUUGGGUCUGUUUUAAAUAUAUAUUUGUUGCGGUUAUUAUUUUUGUUUGACAUUUAACCAGUUGGUCCUGUGUCCCUUGUUCAAGGAGAAUACAAAUGUAUUAAAGUAAAAAAUCGUCAAAACCUCGUGGUGAUUGUCAUCAUCUUUACUGCUCGUUUACAGGCAAAUUUAGUCGUUGAAAACAAUUAUUUAACAAGAAAAUCUAAAAAAUUGGGCUCCAGCAUGAAUUUGUAAAACUUAAUAUUACAAGAUUGUAGUCAUAGAACUUUAAGGAAAAUGUCAGGAUUUUUUUUCAAGAAUAAAAAAAAUCUUUAUAUUAGGAGAGACGAUAGUUCUUGGAGGAAAAAAUAUAUAAUAUGAAUAUGAAGUAGGAUUCAUUGGAGAAAAAUAAUCAUAGUGGUGUAUUUUGUUGCUCUGAAAAUUAUAUUAAAAUGUAUUUAUUUAAUAAUAGAUUAAAUUCAGUUAUUCGAGGAAGGAAAAAUUCGAGAAGAAAAUUCACAAUGUUACCAGAGUGGAGUCAGUUUUUCCUGGAAAAAAGUUUUUUUGAUUGGAUUGGCUGGCGACCAGUACAGGCUGUACCCCGCCUCUCGCCCGGAGAUAGCUGGGAUUGGCUCCAGCACGCCCGCGACCCGCGUGAGGA